AGUGGCAGACUGUUUGUGUUUGAGAUUUAAGGGUCUGGGCAGAGGGCUGCAGAGUGGACACCAGAGAGGAGCUGAGGAGAAUCAGACUGAAAGCUGAGGUUAAAGAGCAGUGAAGGACUUUUGUACUGGAGUUAUGAGGGUGGGACCUGCAACCUUGGCUGGGGGGAUAUUUGGGGUAGUGGGGACAUUGUGUUUCUUCAUUGCCUUCACUACGGAGUACUGGCUGGUGGCCAGUGACAACUGUGGACCGUAUACAUGGCCGACACAAACAAGACUGACAACAGAUGCCAAUUGGACUGAGAUCGAGAUAGUGGAGGCAGUCACUGUUUCUCCUCCACCUCUCACUCUGCACCACGAGGGCUUCUUCUGGCGGUGUGUGUUUCAGGUGGAGCCCUCGGCGAGCGCACACCUGGCCAUUCUCUUCACCAACCAGCCAGAAUCCAAGGUGUGUAUCCAUGGUUACCUAUUUCCCCUGCCUGUUGCAGUUGGACAGGUGCCUCAUCCAAGUUAUGAUGCGACAGCAGUGUUUCGGGGUUUCUGGACCGUGCUUAUAAUCUUUGGCCUGGUCGCUGCUCUAACUGGAGGCUUCCUGUUGGUCUGCGGCAUCCCCUUCUUCAGCCACAAACUCUACAAAGUGGGCGGUGCCUUCCUCAUCGCUGCUGCCCUCUUGUUCCUGUUCCUGCUGCUGCUCUACGUGCUGUGGAUGGAGGUGAUGGACGUGAAGCGCUACGUCCUGCAGGAGAGGGGGGAGACGUGUCCCAAUGCUCAGGUGUCUGUGCUCUACGGCCUGUCGUUCAUGAUGGCUGCCGCCGGCAUUCCUCUGGUGCUCGUCUCUGGGAUGGUCUUCAUGCUGGUGGGCCGUGCGUUGAGAGGCAGCAAGUGAGCCUGCCAUCUGGCCUGCAGCGGAAGAAAGGACUGACCUUUUUUUCUGGUGCACUGGGACACAGCAGCACACUCAUGGGAUGUUAAACUGGCUGGAGAGACGUGAUCAAUAUUGCAGUAGCACCCUUUGGAUGUCAAAACAGUCAGAUACACUACUUUUCUGUUUUCUAUAACUUACUUUGCUUUAUUUAUUUGAGAAAAAUAUUAAUUUCUAAGAACAUCAAUGUCACAACAAGUUAGUGUUAGAGGGUUAUUCAGAUUAGCUGAAAAAUGUAAAGCAACUGUUCUCAACUUUAAAUCUUGCCUCAUCCUAUAACAGUAAUGCAAAGUUGUUACAAUAUGAUUAACCAAUCGUCAAUUGGGUCCAUACAGGCUAAACUAAGAAAAGUCAGCUACUUACUAACAGCAGAGCAAGAAUACCACAAACUCAACCAAACUGCUAUCAGGGUUAGGGUUAAGCUGCAUUCACUUGACAAGCUGUAAAAUGGCUCUGCGCUGAUGCUGCUGUUGUGUUUUUAUGGUGCUCUGACCCCAUUUACCACUGACCUUUCGCCACGCAGCCAAACCGAUAACAGCUGAAUAAAGCGCCACAAGCGAGCAGGGUUAGUAACCGUAGAAACAAAAGUUAACUAGCUGUCAUCAACCCCAACCUCAACUUCAUGUGAGCAAAAAACAAAUCGCGUUUCACGUGACUGCAGCUUUAGGGUUAGGUGUCACUUGAUAGUUGGAGGUUUCACUUGUUUAAUGCUUUUCAACUCACUUUCUUUGCCGCCAAACAUUUUAGCUUGAAUGGGUGCUUUGGGUGGUGUUAAAGGUCGCUCACCAAGAGCUUUAGCUAUUUUUGUAUUUUUAUUUCACUGAUAAGCCCUCUGGCAGCUCAACUUGUUUUUUCUCUAAUAUUGAACUCAGUGAAGACUACACUCUUCUGUAACUCACUAUUAUUUCUCAUGGAACAAGUGUUAUAACAAGACAGGACGGGCCAUUGGUAGUCAGUUAGCAGUAGAUAUCUCUUCAACACAAUACAUUGACUUAUUGGACAUAACGUCAAAACUGUUACUUCUUCACAUUCUGUUGAUUCUUUUUUACUGUUUGUAAGUGAAAUUCUGGAUAUUUGUUGGACAUUGUACCUUUAAGAAGCAAUAUAAUAAUGUAACAACAUUGUGUUGUAUACAUAUAUUUCUUCCACUGCUGUCAUUGUACAGAUGGAUGUUUUUUUCAUUAUUGCUGCAAAUGAUGAGUCCAAACAGCUGAAGGUGAGAAAUGUAUGGCUGAACCAGCUGUGUCUCCUGUCUUGAUUUUGGAACAUGAUCAAAGUAGGCUAGCUGGAGU
This is a messenger RNA of Gymnodraco acuticeps, 2211 nucleotides long. Its product is annotated as transmembrane protein 182-like. The transcript is spliced from 5 exons. The coding region runs from base 134 to 883 and encodes 249 amino acids. Gene Ontology annotation, cellular component: membrane. NCBI's taxonomy places the organism in Eukaryota, Metazoa, Chordata, Actinopteri, Perciformes, Bathydraconidae. The record is from RefSeq and is a predicted model, not a curated record.